Rhipicephalus microplus (southern cattle tick) is the source of this 618-nucleotide messenger RNA. RefSeq lists its product as uncharacterized. Gene Ontology annotation, cellular component: membrane. NCBI's taxonomy places the organism in Eukaryota, Metazoa, Arthropoda, Arachnida, Ixodida, Ixodidae. The record is from RefSeq and is a predicted model, not a curated record.
AUGCCAUUCUCUCCCGUGCUGGAAUCGGCGCUAUUCGCGGACUCCGAGGGUGACGAAGAGCCGGACUACGAGCUUUCCGACACCACAAUCCUGGACGUCAAUCCGUGUCUCCUUCUGCCGCUAUCUGGAUGCAACUUCUUUUUCAUUGCCGCUUCGGUUGUGGUCUUCCUCGGGGCCCUCUAUGCGUACUUUGACCAGGAGUCAACCCCCACCGCGACAUCCGCCAACACAUGGCUGGUGUACCUGUUGCUACAUCUCGAAAUAGUGCUCAUGGUCCUGUCGCUGGGCGUCUUCAUCGUAGCUUCCAUCGGCUUUAUUGGGGCUCUGCGUGAGAACAUUGAACUAUUGGAUCUGUACACCACGUUGCAGGGGUCGUUCGUCACCACCGAAGCGGUCUUCAUCGUCAUGGUAUUCUUCCUACCCAUAAUCGGGCGCGAGUUUGUCAUCUCGCACAUCACGACCGAAUUCAUCGUCCACUAUCGCGACAAGCUGGAUUACCAAAGGACACCUGCUUUGUCUAGGCAAUGUGCAGUGCUCGGCUAUUAUGUCUAUAACGACGAAGCCUCGCUCACGGAACAGCACGAGCAACUUCUGCGGUCGCAAAUACGCAACAUCUGA